This is a messenger RNA of Sesamum indicum (sesame), 1811 nucleotides long. Its product is annotated as FCS-Like Zinc finger 8. Lineage: Eukaryota; Viridiplantae; Streptophyta; Magnoliopsida; Lamiales; Pedaliaceae. The record is from RefSeq and is a predicted model, not a curated record.
CAACAAUCAGUGUUUCUCUCUCCUCUCCUUCUUUCUUCUCUUUAAAAAGCACUCACGCUAGCUGAUUUUUCCUCCCUUUUUCUCUUUGCUCAUCUCUCUUUCUUUCAAGAACUUGCUGAUUAUUCUGCUUUUGGAUCUUGUUGAUCAUCAAUGCAGAGAUGGGCUACAGCCCUGAUUUUUUUAAUAGCUUAUGAUGGAAAUUAACCAAAGCUUUUGUAGGAACUUUAGAAGAAUAUUUAAAAAACAAAGGAAAGAGAAGAUUGGGGCUUUUCUGGUUAUCUGUCAGUGUUGUGAAAUGGAGGCUAAUGAGAUUUAGCAGGGAUUGUAUGCUCCACAGAGUUGAUGAACUUUACUGCUUUUGGUUUCUUUUUAGCUUAUGAUGAAUUUGGGCUUUUGAGAGGAAAACCCCAGCUUUUGUUUUAUUCUUUUGAGGCUUAGAAAAAGUGAGAGUCUUUUUCCUGUGUCUUUGUAUGAACUACUGCUACUCAUGGAGUUAAUAGCAUAAUUAACCACUAGUUCAAGUAUACUUUGUUAGUGUAGUUUGCUUGCAUUUGAUUGAUCAGAGGGCACUCAUAAAUGCUGAGGAAUAGAUCAAGAGCAGUGAGCAGCAAACAAGCUUUCAUGGCUGAUCACACUUCCUUGCUUUCUCCCACCAAGAAUCCCUCCUCACCAAUUUCAUCCUUCUUAGGCUCUCCAAGAUUUUUCAAUGGUUUUUUGGCAAAAACCCUGUCUGAUGCAGAGACCAGCGUUAUGAGUCCGACCUCCAUUCUUGACACCAAGAACUCAUCCAGUUUUGUGAACCCAUUUGCCUAUGAAUCCCUCUUAUCCAAGCCUCCAACCCCAUCUCCUGAAACCAAUAACUCAACGAACAAACCAGAGCCACAAGCCAUGGGACUUGCCCUGAUUGACUCCAUCAUUCAGGAAAAUGAUGAUGGGAACUGUAGGAACUUGUCCAAACCAAUCAACAGAAUGGUUCUGUUUGGAUCAAAGCUUAAGGUUCAGAUUCCAGCCAUCAAUCCUCAAUCUUCACUUUCUCCGGCAGAAUCGCCGAAAUCGCCGGCUGAUUUCGGAAUCAAGACUAGGAAUUCUCAGCUGUUGAGCCCUUUAACUGGCAGCAGCCCGGCAAAGGAUUUCAGCAGGCAGCUGUCUCUGAAAGAAAUGGAGCUGUCUGAGGACUAUACUUGCGUGAUCUCUCAUGGGCCUAAUCCAAGAACCACUCACAUAUUCGAUGGCUGCAUUGUGGAGAGCUGCUGUGGCUAUGAUGCAAAGGAUUCUGACCACGACAAGAACAGGGAAUUUACUAGUUUUGAAACAGAUGUUUCAACCUCUCCAUCAGCAAAUUUCCUCAGUUUUUGUCACAACUGCAAAGAUAUUCUUGGACAAGGAAAAGACAUCUACAUGUACAGGGGUGAGAAAGCCUUUUGUAGCCAUGAAUGCCGCUGCCAAGAAAUCCUUUAUGAAGGAAUGAAGAAUCAAGAACUGGAGGAUGCUUUUUAGAACUUAGCAGAGGAAGUUUUGGCUCAAGACAUCAAGUUGUCUACACUGAAUGUGAAAAAUGAUUGAUGGUUGUUGGGUUUCUUUGGUCUCUUGCUGUUUCUGUUGAAGAAUCCCUCUCUAUUGCAUAUAUACACAUAACGAGAGGCACAAAAUUUGUUAUUAAAACAUGUGAUUUUUGUAUGAUUCAAGAAUUGCUCAAUUUGUUGUUCAUCAUCAAACUUGUGGUCGACGACGUUCUCGCGGCCAAUAGUUUAUCUCUAAGGCUAUAUUAGUGGGUUUUCUAUUGAAUUCAAUUACCCUAUUUCAACCGAAUA